AUGUCGUCUCCUGAAGUUCCAGUGAGCGAACAACCACGCCAGGUGAGCAUUUACGAGAAUGUCCUUCAAGCGUGGACAGAAUUGGACUUGCCCGCACUACAAAAGAAACUAGAUGAUCAGGGGUUGGAAUUAAAGCAAGACCAGAAGCUGUCAUUGACCACCAGAAAAGAGUUGGCGCAGAAGACCAGAGAUUUCAAGAAAUUGGAGGAUGCACAGAAGCUUGAGCUGUUCAAUCUGCUUUUGAAGUUGUAUCAGAACCAGAUUGAUGAGAUGGCAAGCAAGAACAAGAAAGCAGAAUCUUACUUUUUUGGAUUCUACAGGUUCAUGGCGGAAGCGCCAGAUCCUAGGCCCCUUUUGGAACUUUCCUUGGACGCGGUUAUGGAACUGACCGAGGCAGAAUCGUUAAGAACGCAAGUAGCAGACCUCACAAAUGAACUAGCAAAGAAAGCCGAUUACGACGUCCUCAAACAACGUCUCUUACGGAAUGAACAGAAAGCAGCCGAGUUGAUGGCAAGCAAGUUGAAAGCGCAAGAGGAUGAAUUCAGGGCUUUGAUUGACGAGAAAGAGAAGAAUUGGCAGAACAUCAAGGAACAUCAUGAUUCCCAGAUUGAAUCUUACAAAUCCACUGUCAACGAAUUGAAGACAUCUCAGGAGGUUGCCACAUUGCAGUUGAGCUCACACAAUAGUCAAAUUGAAGAUGGCCAGGCUUCGGCUGGUGUCCUUGCCGAAAUCGGCCUUCUCACUAGAGAAUCUGAAACGUGGAAGAAAAGAGUAUUUGACCUCGAGCGCAGAAACGAAGCUUUGAGAAGAGAGCUAUCUACUGCUCAGGCUGGCUCUGAUAUCGAUUCAAUGAAAGAAGAUUACGAGAAGAAGCUAGCCGAGAUGGAAAGCGAGAAUGUUUUACUCAUGGCUAACUUGAAGCAAGUCCGGAAAAAUGCUGAUGCAUCAGUCAUGGAUCACGAAUCGAAACUCCAGUCCAUUUCGAGAGAGUUGCUGCAGGCAGCCAAGGAAAUCAAGAGCUUGAAGCUUAAGCUAGAGUCAACUUCUGACUAUGAUGAUAUCAAAAGCGAGUUACAGAUGUUACGCCAGAUCGAGUUUGGUGAAGGUUCAACUACUGGUGAUCAACCAGAUGAUUCCAUUGAUUCUCUCAUGGAAAAGAGAAACAAAGAACUCACCAACACACUUGCUGAAUACAGAGCAGAACAUGAAACUCUCAUAGAAACUAACACAAAAUUGCAAGCUGACUUGCAAAGCUCAAUCGCUGAGAUUGAACGUCUCAAAACGCUAAGUGUUAAAUUAGAAGCUGAUCUAGCAAGUGUUCAGGAUGCCAGCAAUGGUGGGUUCAACGACACUGCUAGUCUUGUCUCAAAUAUGACUCGGUUGACAAGAAACUCCCAAUUUGGAGCUCCGGGAAUUGACGAGGCAUCUAUUCUACCUAUCAUCACGAAACAAAGAGACCGGUUCAGGGAGAAGAACAAGGAGUUAGAGGAUGAUUUGAGAAAGCACUUCAACAUGAUAAGUGAUUUGAAGAGAAAAAACAAGCAAUUGCAAACUGAUAACGAAGAGCUUUACGAGAAGACAAGAUACAUGGCAGCUAUCAAAACCAACGAAAGUGCAUCUCAGCGCAAUAAAACGUUCCAGCCCAAAGCUAAUAUCCAAGAUCUCGAGAACCCAUAUCAAACGCGAUAUGAAUCGAAGUUACACCCCAUCGAGCAAUUUCGUCUUCAAGAACAAGAACGAGUCAACUCCAGACUCUCUCCAUUGGAGCGACUCUUCAUAUUCCUCACCCGUUCAGUUCUUGCAACUCGGGCUACACGUAUGAUCUUCUUGGCCUACUGUCUCCUCCUUCAUAUUGUUGUCAUGUAUACUACUAUUCAUUCGGCGCACCUACAGACUCUCUUGAUUCCUGAGGUUGGCAUGAGACAAAGCACCGGCGGAAACACCGGAUCUGCUCCUGGAGCAUUAGCAAAACCUCCUAAAUAG
Molecule: messenger RNA, 1983 nt
Organism: Australozyma saopauloensis
Lineage: Eukaryota; Fungi; Ascomycota; Pichiomycetes; Serinales; Metschnikowiaceae
Exons: 1
Coding region: 1-1983 (660 amino acids)
Biological process (GO): intra-Golgi vesicle-mediated transport
Cellular component (GO): Golgi membrane
Source: RefSeq, a predicted model, not a curated record